This is a messenger RNA of Hypomesus transpacificus, 1946 nucleotides long. It is a transcript of the gene ddx39b, whose product is annotated as DEAD (Asp-Glu-Ala-Asp) box polypeptide 39B. The transcript has 11 exons. Gene Ontology annotation, biological process: mRNA splicing, via spliceosome; mRNA export from nucleus. Lineage: Eukaryota; Metazoa; Chordata; Actinopteri; Osmeriformes; Osmeridae. Gene Ontology annotation, molecular function: RNA helicase activity; RNA binding; ATP binding. Bases 97 to 1398 code for a protein of 433 amino acids. The record is from RefSeq and is a predicted model, not a curated record.
AUGGACUGGGUCUUACACUUUAUCGCGUGCUGAUGACGCAGUCAUAAUUGCAGCUGUUCAAAACAAACUAACCGUUGCUACAAUUAAAGAGGCAAGAUGACUGAGCACGACGCAGAGAAUGAGCUCUUAGAUUACGAGGAGGAUGAUGUGGACACGGCAGGGGGAGGAGAUGCAUGCAGUGGAGGAGAUGGUUUGUCCACAAAAAAAGAGGGUGUAAAGGGCUCCUAUGUGUCCAUUCACUCUUCUGGGUUCAGAGACUUUCUACUGAAGCCAGAACUGUUGAGGGCGAUAGUGGACUGUGGCUUUGAACACCCUUCAGAGGUUCAACAUGAAUGCAUCCCCCAGGCCAUCUUGGGCAUGGACGUGCUGUGCCAGGCUAAGUCUGGCAUGGGCAAGACAGCAGUGUUUGUGUUGGCUACUCUGCAGCAGCUUGAGCCAAUCACUGGACAGGUUUCAGUCCUGGUUAUGUGCCACACCAGAGAACUGGCCUUUCAGAUCAGCAAGGAGUACGAAAGAUUCUCAAAAUACAUGCCCACCAUCAAGGUGGCUGUGUUUUUUGGCGGCAUGCCUAUCAAGAAGGAUGAGGAGGUGUUGAAGAGAGAAUGUCCCCAUGUGGUCGUGGGGACGCCAGGGCGUACCCUGGCCCUGAUACGCAACAAGAGCCUCAACCUACGCCAUAUCAAACACUUUAUCCUGGACGAAUGUGACAAGAUGCUUGAACAGCUAGACAUGCGUCGAGACGUCCAGGACAUAUUCCGCAUGACCCCUCAUGAGAAGCAGGUCAUGAUGUUCAGCGCUACCUUGAGCAAAGAGAUCCGUCCAGUUUGCCGAAAAUUCAUGCAAGAUCCUAUGGAAAUAUUUGUGGAUGAUGAGACCAAGCUGACACUGCACGGCCUGCAGCAGUACUACGUCAAGCUGAAGGACAACGAAAAGAACAGGAAGCUGUUUGAUCUCCUAGAUGUGCUGGAGUUCAACCAGGUGGUGAUUUUUGUGAAGUCGGUGCAGCGUUGUGUGGCUCUAGCCCAGUUGCUGGUGGAGCAGAACUUCCCGGCCAUCGCCAUCCACCGCGGCAUGCCUCAGGAGGAACGACUGUCUCGCUACCAGCAGUUCAAGGACUUCCAGCGGCGGAUCCUGGUGGCCACCAACUUGUUUGGCCGGGGGAUGGAUAUAGAGCGCGUCAACAUAGCCUUCAACUACGACAUGCCAGAGGACUCAGACACAUACUUACACAGGGUUGCCAGGGCAGGCAGGUUUGGCACCAAAGGACUGGCUAUCACUUUUGUGUCUGACGAAGGUGACGCCCGCACCCUGAACGAUGUGCAGGACCGCUUCGAGGUGAACAUCAGUCAGCUUCCAGAUGAGAUCGACAUCUCCUCCUACAUUGAACCUGCCCGGUAGAGACGACAGGAUGGAUCCUACUGUGAAAUUUGCUUCAGGGUUUUUGAUUUUGUAUUUAUAAUAAAACAUGUGUGAUGGAUGCUGACAAAGUAACAACAUUUAGUGGGGUGUAUCCAAAAUAUUUUUUCUUAAUCCAGUAAGCAUUUGUAUUGUAGUUAAGGUACAUGAAUGGUACUAUUGUGGUGUAGUGCCCCCUGUGGAUUUAACUAAGAAAAUUCUUGAAAAUGUUUAUUCCAUUGGUUUGUUUUUUAUAACGCAUAUAUUAUUUUUGCUUUAUUUAUCUAGACAGUAGCUGUCUCUGAAUAUUUAAGUUGUAUACUUUUGUUUGAUAUAUGAAUCGUGCAUUUUUUAGCUGGGAUCAGAGUUUACUCGAUAGUUAGUUAUUGACCCAACUACCAAGGAAAAUAAGACAUCUAAACACUGAAAGUUUCACAAAAGUUCUAGUGAUACUAAAAUAAGAUCUGUUGCUGUGUUGAUUAAUAAACAUGUUGUUUACUCCUUAAACAGUUCAUUCUCCUUGAUACAGAUGUCUUCUUCUUGUGUCUGCU